This is a messenger RNA of Candidozyma auris, 2313 nucleotides long. RefSeq names its product DNA helicase PIF1 (gene PIF1). The record is from RefSeq and is a predicted model, not a curated record. The transcript has a single exon. Lineage: Eukaryota; Fungi; Ascomycota; Pichiomycetes; Serinales; Metschnikowiaceae. The coding region runs from base 1 to 2313 and encodes 770 amino acids. Gene Ontology annotation, biological process: DNA repair; telomere maintenance. Gene Ontology annotation, molecular function: DNA helicase activity; ATP hydrolysis activity.
AUGAGCGGUUCCCAGGCUGCAACCACAUCUUCAGUUGAGAACAACCCUUGGAGGGGGCUCGUGCCCACACAGGACACUUUGAAUAUUCUCCAGGGCGUUGAUCUUACUUCUUUUGAUGAAUCCCAACAGUCACAUCAGGAACAUGGAAGUUUUUCCGAUGAUCCUUUUGAUUCGCAAGACCUUGUAGGUCUAUGUACCCACUCUGACGCUCCUCCAAACGUUUCCGUGAAAACAGGCACAAAUGGUCUACAAGACAGGCUACCGUCAUCACCACUUUUUGUUAGAGCGGAAUCCCUGCCUCAAGGUCUGCAAAAUGCUCUCCAAAAAUCAAGCACGAUACAAUCAGAACCAAAGUCGAAGUGUUCCUCCCCUCUUCGUCCUACUUCUCCACAGGUCAAGGUUGAGAUGUCUUCUCGAUUAACACUGCUACAAGGGUCUCCACAGAAGAAGAGACCAAGAAUUGAGAGUGCAAGAACUUUCAGCACUGCUGCUGGGCAGGAGUCAACUGCAGAAUCACCACAAAAUCCAAUAAACCACAAUUCCAAUACACACAGCGGUCUUCGAAAAGUGCCACUAUCGAAUCCCACCAUACAGCUAGCUACACAAAAGCCGAUGCACAUAGCAUGGGAGCAAGAUCCUCGCUCCCAGGCCCAAAUUGCUACAAGAGCGAAGAAGGUCGUUCCCUUCAUCUUAUCGCGAGAGCAGAAGUAUGUUAUGGAUUUAGUACUCAAAGGUGAAUCUCUAUUUUUCACAGGGUCUGCAGGUACCGGUAAGUCUGUGUUACUCAAAAAGAUCAUCAAAGAGCUAAAAUCCAAAUAUUCGCCAGACAAGAUCGCCAUCACUGCCUCCACAGGGUUAGCCGCUCAUCAUGUCGGCGGCACAACCGUUCAUAGCUUCUCAGGCAUUGGUUUGGGCAACAGCGACAUAAAUACCCUAUUAAAACAAGUGAAACGCAAUCGUGCAGCGUUACAGCGAUGGAAGAAUAUUAGAGUUUUAAUUAUAGAUGAAAUAUCGAUGAUCGACGGUCGCCUCUUGGACAAACUAGACAAGAUAGCUCGAAAUCUUCGCAGGAAGAAGGAUGUUCCUUUCGGUGGUAUUCAGUUAGUGUUAUCUGGUGACUUUUUCCAGCUCCCGCCGGUCAGUAAGACCCAGUAUAACGCUGAUGGUACAGCACACAAAGACGAUGCGAUGUUUGCGUUUGAAUCCGAUGCUUGGAAUGAGUGCAUUAAAUCCUCAAUUAUUCUAGAAGAGGUGUUUCGUCAGAAAGGUGACGAGAAAUUUAUCGAGAUGCUUAAUGAUAUGAGAAAUGGACUCGUCACUGCGGAAUCUGAGAGGGAAUUUUUGCGUUUAUCCAGACCUCUAUCUUGUCCAGCAGGAAUUGUACCAGCAGAAUUAUAUGCGACUAGAAGUGAGGUUGAUAGAGCCAAUAACCUUCAACUCGCCCGUCUAGAGGGGGAGACAUAUUUAUAUGAAGCCAUUGAUAGUGGGACUCUUUCAUCAACGGUGAAGUCAGCAAUUUUGUCCAACUUUUUGGCACCUCCACGCUUACAUCUCAAGAAAGGCGCCCAAGUUAUGUGCUUGAAGAACUUUGAAGAUGGUCUCGUGAACGGCUCAAUAGGAAAAGUUAUCGAAUUUGUCGACCGAGAUGUGUACAUGGGUCGCGAGAUGAUGGAGCAGCACCCAGAUUUGGAUUACCAAGAAUACAAAGCAAAGCUUCUCAAAAAGAAAAUUGAAGUGUCCUCACUGCUGCCAGUGAAGGGAGAAGAACAAAAUUAUGUCAAAAAGGAAUCCAUGCUUGACAACGUCUUUGAUUUCUUUUAUGAUGAUAAUUACGAUGUUGAAGAUAAGCCGACAGAGGAGAGCAAAGAAAGACUUGACCCGUUUGAGGAAAAUCGCCGUCGCAAGAUAAGGCUAUUGGAAAGACUUGAGAAGCUGUCGAGGAAAGCCAAGUAUCCUUUGGUAAGGUUCACAAAUCCCGACAAUGUUACAACCAGAGAUGUGCUUAUGGAACCCGAGAGGUGGGAGCAUGUAAAUGAGAACGAUGAAGUCUUGGUGUCUCGUUUGCAGCUUCCAUUAAUGCUAGCAUGGGCUUUAUCAAUCCACAAGUCUCAGGGUCUCACUCUAUCACAUGUGAAGGUCAAUUUGGGUCGUAUAUUCGAGUAUGGGCAAGCAUAUGUUGCUCUUUCUAGAGCUGUCUCUCGAGAUUCACUCCAAGUUGUCAAUUUUAGAAGUGAAAGGAUUCGGUCCAACAGGAUAGUCGAAGAUUUCUACAAAACGCUCAUGACUGUAAAUGAACAUAGAAACCGUGGCUAA